Molecule: messenger RNA, 3539 nt
Organism: Doryrhamphus excisus (bluestripe pipefish)
Lineage: Eukaryota; Metazoa; Chordata; Actinopteri; Syngnathiformes; Syngnathidae
Product: F-box/LRR-repeat protein 3-like
Cellular component (GO): mitochondrion
Molecular function (GO): protein binding
Source: RefSeq, a predicted model, not a curated record
CUACAACCGCAGGCGCGACAGGCAACCCGAUCAGCUCCUCGCUGCAACACAAACGCCAUCUUUAACAGACUGACAAACUACUGAACCAGAGUUGGAGAACGAAUCUGGGUCAGCCACUCAGACACGAAAACCCCGUUUGGAAAUCGCCACUAUUCGCUAAACUCUGGUCGAUAUUUACCUAUAUCUUGACAAAUCGCGCCGUUUUAUGGUCCAAUGUGUUUGAGCGGUCGGGCAGCCCGAACGCAGUUUUGUUGUGUCGGUCCCGGUUGACGUUGACGGGUUGCUUUUGCUCACAAACAGCUGACUGAGGUGAAAAACAGCAUGAAACGAGUUCUCCAAGGGACUCAGCAGGAGGACGGGGGCGGUACCAGUAGUGGGACUCUCAAACGGUCACGCAAACAGAAGAUAGACACAGAUCUUGAGGAAAAGGUGGUCCAUUGGGAAGAUCUUCCACAGGAGAUCCUUCUCCACAUCUUCCAGUACCUGCCACUGUUGGAUAGAGCUUAUGCUUCUCAGGUGUGUCGGGGCUGGAACCAUGCAUUUCACAUGCCCGAGCUGUGGCGAUGCUUCGAGUUUGAGUUGAACCAGCCUGCCAGCUCCUACCUGAAGGCCACACACCCUGAUCUCAUUAAACAAAUCAUCAAAAGGCACGCCGACCACCUCCAAUAUGUCAGCUUCAAGGUGGACAGCAGCAGAGAGUCCGCAGAGGCAGCGUGUGACAUCCUCUCUCAGCUUGUGAAUUGUUCUCUCAAAACCUUGGGCCUCAUCUCCACAGCUCGGCCCAGCUUCAUGGAGCUGCCAAAGUCUCACUUCAUCUCAGCGCUGACGGUGGUUUUUGUGAACUCUAAAUCGUUGUCCUCCCUGAAGAUUGAUGACACGCCUGUAGACGAUCCCUCCCUCAAAGUCCUCGUGGCCAAUAACAGUGACACGCUCAAACUGCUGAAAAUGAGCAGUUGUCCUCACGUGUCACCUGCAGGCAUCCUUUGUGUGGCGGAUCAGUGCCAUGGCCUGAGAGAAUUGGCUCUCAACUAUCAUUUGCUGAGUGAUGAACUCCUCAUCGCCCUCUCUUCUGAGAAGCAUGUUCACCUGGAGCACCUGCGCAUUGACGUGGUGAGUGAGAAUCCUGGCCAGCAGUUCCACACCAUCAAGAAGAGCAGCUGGGACGCCAUGGUGCGCCACUCCCCUAAAUUUAAUUUGGUUAUGUAUUUCUUCCUCUAUGAGGAUGAGUUCAGCCCCUUCUUUCGUGACGAGAUCCCAGUCACACAUCUGUAUUUUGGCCGGUCUGUCAGCAAAGAUGUGCUGGGCCGUGUCGGGCUCACGUGCCCUCGCCUGGUUGAGUUGGUGGUGUGUGCUAAUGGGCUGCGGCCGCUGGAUGAAGAGCUGAUCCGCAUAGCCCAGCGCUGCACUCAGCUGUCAGCCAUCGGUUUGGGAGAGUGUGAAGUGUCUUGUAGCGCCUUUGUGGAGUUUGUAAAGAUGUGUGGAGACAGACUGACGCAGUUGUCCAUUAUGGAAGAGGUGCUGGUUCCAGAUCACCGCUAUGGGCUGGAUGAUAUCCACUGGGAGGUGUCCAAGCAUUUGGGCCGUGUCUGGUUCCCUGACAUGAUGCCUACAUGGUGAAACUGUGCAAGAAUUGUAAGUUGCAUGCACAUUUGUGUGUGUGUGUGUGUGUGUGUGUAAGCACCUUUCUCUUACUGAAAAAUCCCACCAAUCAAAUUCAAUGUAAUAGAUUAUAAAAUAUGGAAAAAAAUGCCCUCCUUUUAAAUUUGGGUUACACAAAGAUGUACAAUUGUUUUCAAGUCUGCCACGCUGUUCUUUGUAUAUAUUUUUAUAUUUCUAUUUAUAUGUAUAUUUAUAUAUAUUUGUUUUCUUGUUUUGACAAAAUGCACUUUUUUUCUCUGAGCAAUUUACAGAUCUGUCGACAUUUUCCAUCGUAAUCAACAAAAAGUAACUGGGAAUGAAGGGGACAAUGUGGCCGUCAUGUACAUUAUGUAUUUAUUGUGUAAUACACCAUAACCUUCUAAUAUGGUGAGUCCUCAAGGUUGGAUUCACAAACCAUUACGAUAGCCAACCAUUGUCUUCAUUAAUCUGAAUGUACUAGUGUGAAAGAUUGCUUUUAGUCACUUUUAAUGGCUGAGCACAUGUAGAGCUUUGCCGUGAGUAACCAUUAUAAGGUGGUAUGUUUGUUGUGGUAAUGGUUUCUGAGAAUGUUUCUGUGUGAACCAGGGCCAGAUUGGGUGGUUGAACAGGCGAGGAGUCCACAUACUGCAUAUUAUGUUAUACAGCAACGCUUAAAUGCAGUAAUAACACUUACCCUAUGGACUCAUUCAUAGUUUAGGCUCACACACAGAGGAAUCUUACUGAUGCACUUUUACUUUAUUAAAGGAUCAUUGCUCUGUUUCAUCUAUACAUUAACUCAAGUGUAUACAUUUAAAAUAUGAUCAGAUCUUAUGAAAUUUCUUAAGAAAGUUUCAUUGCAUACAUCAUGGGCUGUUUGUAAAUGCAUCUGUGAUAAUUCCCAUACAGUAUAUGUAUACUCAAUUGUACUUAGCUAUGUACAGGCAUUCUUACAAUAUGCAUUAUCUUCUCAAACAUUUAAUGUUCUGAAGCUCUGAGCUGGUCUGCUUAAGACUAUGGUAGUAUCCAGGAAUAACCCACUUCAGUGCUUGAACAUUUAAAAUUGGAAAUGAUCUUAAAACCCAAAAGACAUCUUGGCGUGGCUUGAAUGUUGAAGUAUGACAUCAAUGGUUGACUUUUUCCAUUGCAAUCAAGUAUAGACAGUAAUAACUGGAAUUGGACAUCAACCUUGUACUGUUGAAUAAAGAAUCCCUUUAAAUCAUUAUGUCCAAAGCUUUCCAUUACCUAUACGGCUUACCCUGGGUUGACAAUAUUUUAUUUGCUACUGUUUGAUUCUAUAUGGGGACAGGAGCCCAUCAUGUUUUACUUUAUCGCUUUUGAAGUUCAGGCGAGCCUGGCAAAAAACUCUUCUUCUUUUUUUCCCGAACUGUAAUGUAUUUCUAAAAGCAUACCAUAUACUAGUGAACAUGAACUACAUUUAUCUGUGCUGAUGGAUUUUGGCAAAGGUAAGAACUUGCAUAAUAUGUGCAUUGUUUUUAUUUUUGUUGAAAAAGGUAAUUGUGUUGAAGUUUUUUUUUAAAGGUUACCUUUUGUACUUUUCUCAAAUAUAUGUAUAAUAUUGUUUGAGUGAGGUUCUUGCAACUUUAAUGAUAUGCUCAUCUGUGUUUUUUGGUAUUAAAUAUUUUGUGCAAGUGGGCAUAUUAAAGGGGAAAUUAAAUGAAAACGACACUGCACUGGGUGGCCUAAUAUUUGCUAGAAGUCACUGUUUUUGUGCCCUCAACGAUGCCCUCAAACGUUACAAAAUUAUAAUUGAUAAUUUAACGAGUUGAAAUGCAUGAUCACAAGCUGUAACUUCAUUCAGCUUGUGUUUCUGAACAUUGAGUCCACAAAUAAGCUGUCCUGACUUUCACGCUCUGUCCUAACUUGCUCCAUGAUGUCCAAUAAAAUGCGUUGACUUAGUUGAA